UAAAUUGUAACAAAGCAAGAAACACACUUGUGAGAAAAAUGUGCUCUCGUUGCAUGGUUAUUCUUCAUAUUGUUUACACUGUUAAUAAAAACAUAAAGUCGUUUGAAUAAUAAUCUACUUUAAAAACUAAGUUUUCUCGAUAUAGUAACUCGUAUUUUAUUAUUUCUCAACAAUGUCCAGUUUUGCUAAAGCUCAAUUAUUGAAGUUCGGCUGGACAGAAGGCAAAGGAUUGGGAAAGCACGAAAAUGGAAUAGUCGAAGCUUUAAAACCAAAGUUGAAGUUUGACAACACCGGCAUCGGUCAUGAUGCCAAAGAGUUCAAAUGGUGGGAAUCUGUGUAUGAAAAGGCAUCAAAAAACGUGAAGAUUAUUCCAGUAGUAGGUGAUCAAAAGGAAGUAAGAAUGACAGUAAAAGAAUCGGAUGCCCUCCAGAUUUCAACUUCGCAAUACACUCUGGAAAAUUCCUUCAAAAAAGCUCAAUUGCAGUAUGGAAAUUUUCUAAAAACUUGUACUCUCGAUAACGGUAGAGUGAAGCCUGAAACAAAUGUGCCGGAAAUUAAAGAAGUGAGAAUCGGAGAAGAAUUGACAGACGAACAACUUUUCAACGCUUGCGGUGGAAGAACAGCUCACAAAGGUGCCAGACAUGGCUUAAAACUGAGUGGAAAAUUGGCCCGAAUUGCACGUCAAGAGGCGUUGCUCCUUGGAGUCAGCAGGGAGGUUCAGUCUGCAGAAAACAAGGAAGGAAAUAGUGGCCCGGUGAAAGAAAGAAAUAAAAAGAAAAGAAAACGCGAUAAAGGUACAAAAAUCGAGGUGAUUGAUUUAGAAACGUUAGAAAACGUGGUUCGUGCAAGCUCCGAUGAAAAUAUUCUUUCUGAUACUUCCGAAAGACUGCAAAUCAGUAAAAAAUCAAAGAAAAGUAGAAGAAAGGAAAAACGUCGUUUCGAAGAAUUGGCAAGCAAAUUGGGUUCCGUUGCAAUCAACGACGAGAAGGAACCUAAAAAAAUAAUUACCAUUAAUUUAGAACACGAGGAAGAAGAAAUUGUGAAAAGUGCCAAAUUCACUGAAACCGAACGCGCCAACUUUCGUAUUGAUAAAAAAAAGAAAAAAUCUUCGAUCAAGAAGGCGAACAAACGACUCGAAAGUCUUUCGGACUCUUUGAUGGCUUUCGAUUUGAACGAUAAUUCCAUCCAAUCGGAACGUUUGAGCGAGGAAUUAACCUCAAAAUUGAAAAAAAAGCGUAGAAAGAAAAAAGAAAUAGGCAAAUUGAAGAAAUCAAAAAGUGUUUGAUUCUUCAAUUAUACAAACACACAUCAAGUAAUAAAACUUUAGGAGAUCUCGAUAAUAAAUAAAUUCUUUCAUAUUUUCUUCAAUAAAUAAUGUUUAUUGUACGGA
Messenger RNA from Venturia canescens, 1390 nucleotides. RefSeq names its product G patch domain-containing protein 4. The transcript has 2 exons. Gene Ontology annotation, molecular function: nucleic acid binding. Gene Ontology annotation, cellular component: nucleolus. Lineage: Eukaryota; Metazoa; Arthropoda; Insecta; Hymenoptera; Ichneumonidae. The coding region runs from base 173 to 1285 and encodes 370 amino acids. The record is from RefSeq and is a predicted model, not a curated record.